Priapulus caudatus is the source of this 5082-nucleotide messenger RNA. Its product is annotated as dynein heavy chain 1, axonemal-like. The transcript has 34 exons. The coding region runs from base 1 to 5082 and encodes 1693 amino acids. NCBI's taxonomy places the organism in Eukaryota, Metazoa, Priapulida, Priapulimorpha, Priapulimorphida, Priapulidae. The record is from RefSeq and is a predicted model, not a curated record. Gene Ontology annotation, molecular function: dynein intermediate chain binding; ATP binding; dynein light intermediate chain binding. Gene Ontology annotation, biological process: microtubule-based movement. Gene Ontology annotation, cellular component: dynein complex.
AUGGCUUACGCUCAGUUUAACGAUUCUGCGACCCCAGGAAAGAAAGACAAGACAUAUCCGGAGAUUAGCCAGAGGGGUUUCUAUUCGGAGUAUAUUCUUACGGAUGCGAAUCAGUCGUUACCUACAACGGAGUUCCUGAGAGGUCCAUCAGUAGAGCAGGAGACUUCAUGGCAGGUUCAUACCACUCGCCAUACCCCCAAUAUCGGCUCGUUUACCGUGCCAGCACACCUACAGACUGAGUUAAAGAAACACGAGUAUGGGCCUACAACACAACGAAAAAUAAAAUCUCAUUUUCCCAGCGAGAGUAGCAAGCCAAAGGUUCAGCUGCCAUAUGUUACACAGCCUGGAAAAUGUCCCCGCAAGGUUGAGAUAGAGAGGCGAAAGAGAGAUUAUGCAAGGCAGGACAUCAAGAAACUUUUACUGUCACACAAUAUUAAGACGGAGCAAUUGAUACCCACACAAGUUGAACAAUUUGCGAAUAACUUGGAUGUUAACAAGGCUUCAUUCCCAGUAUUUUUAUCGCUGGAGAUCUUUGAUGACACAGCUGAAGGAAAGCAUGACUGGUGUGAUGUAGGAGUGCUAAGCUAUGAGACUGAAAAGAAGUUGUUCGUUGUUCAAAAAACAAAACCUAGAGAGCAAGUUAUUAACAAGGCUGCAACUAAAUGUCUGGUUCCCAGGAUUAGGCUCAUGUUUGCAGCAGAAGAUCCGUCUGUGUUUGCCCAGAGGGUUGCUCAUGCUGUCAAGGCCAGGCAGGAAACUGAAGCACUGUUGAGAUAUAAUCUUUACAUCGACUGCAUGCCUACAGACCGUGCGCUAAAGCUGAAUGAGGAGAUCACACACAGCAUAGUUUGCAGGGCUACUGGUGUUUUACAGCUGUCCAAAGAUACAAGCCUUGAGCCAUGUAUUGAAAGCCUUAAACAGGAGAUAAAUCUAGAUCACCAGCGAGCAAUGAACGAAAUCAGUUUUGACCACACCGUUCGAAGCAUGCCGAAGUUGUUUCCCUUUGUCACAUUGCCUCGCAAGACUAAACCAGCUGCUCCUCAAACAGGCUGUGUUGAGACGUCAGCCAGUUGUGCUGAGAUCAAAUGUAAGAAGCAAAACUUUAUCGUUAAAUCGCUGCUGCUGUCCGCCGAGGUCAUUGAAGCGUUGGGCAAGGUGAGAGCUGAGUGCAACAAGGUGAGGGCCAUGUCUCUCCUACACAGUCAACUCAGCAAGACUAUGCGGCUGGAAGAGUUUGAGCAGGCACAGAGCACGCAGACACUGCAGGUGUCGAUGUUCCUGCGGGAUCAAUGGGUGACAACUCUGAAGCACGCUGUCACUAAUAGCCUGCAGGAAGCAGGCAAGGGCUGGUACAAUCUACAGGAGACCAACUGGGAAGUGUACCUGAUGUCAAAAAUCUGCAAGUUCAUGGUGAUGGUGAAGUUCUGCAUGCAGGACACUCUCAGAUAUUUAGUUCAGGAUUCACUCCAUGGCUUAGUGCAGCAGGUACUUGAAACCUGCAGUCCUAUCUGGGAUUGUCAGAAAGGCAUGCAGUGGAGUGGGAGCGUCAUUAACAGCCCAUACAGAGCGAAGAGAAAUCCACUGUUCCUCAUUGAUCUCAUCCUAGACCAGACCGGAGUGCACUAUAGCACAAAUCCAAGCAGCUUUGAGACAGCAUUAAUCAGCCUGUUCAACAAGACCAUAGCCUUAACACAGCAAGUGCCUCAACUCGAUGUGUUUGUGAUGUCGGGCUUGUUUUGGAAUGGCACGCCGCUGCUGGAGAGCGUUGGGCAGAGGGAGGCUGAGGUGGAGAGAUUACGGGCAUCUAUACACGAUGCCAUGCAGAGGGCCUGUAUACCGAUGGUGGCGUAUGCCGAACAGUACAGCAAACACUUGGAGCUGAUGAACCUUGAUGUCAAUCAGUACAUUCAGUUAUAUGAUUCACAGCCACAUACUGCAGCAGAUGUUAAAAAAGACGUGGACAUGCACCUGGCAGAGAAGGAAGUACUAGAGAACACCAUCCCAGGGUACAGUGUGAUUGGACCAUUCUGGGUAAACUGUGAAACACUGAAACAGCAGCUCAUCAAGAAACGCAAGCUGUUAGCAAAUGCAUUGCUCGACCUGAUGGCCAAAAAGCUGCAUAGCAUGGCUGAUGAUAUAUGUGACGAGUUUAAAAAGAUCAGCAGACGUCUAUACGAUAAGCCGACGUCUGUGGAGGAUCUCUCAGAGAUUAGAGACUGGAUGAUAACUGUGCCAGAGUUACUGAAGGAACUGCAGGAGAAAAUAGAUCACACCGUGGCAGAUUAUGAAGUCCUGGAUGAAUUCUGCUACAGCCUCAACAAUGAGGACUUUGAUGCUAAGUGGGCUGCUGUUGCAUGGCCUUACAAGAUUAGCCAGCAGAUGGAGCUAGUUGUAAUGCAGCAUGAAGAAGAUGAAGAAAGAUUUCGCAAAGUGCAGCAGCAGGACCAGACCAACUUCAAUGACAGACUCGACACAUUACAAAUGGUCGUGGCCGGUCUUUCUGGCUUCACUGAUAUGUCCAAAGCACAUGAGGUAGCCAAUGAGGUGAGGAGGAUCCAGAAGCAGUUGAAGGAGUGUCAGGAACUAGCUGCAAUGUACAACACCAGAGAGAGGCUGUUUAAUGCACCUGUGACAAAUUAUGACAAGCUGGCACGCCUGAAUAAGGAGUUUGAGCCAUACAGGAAUCUGUGGAUGAGUGUGUCUGACUGGCUGCGCUGGAAUGACAGCUGGAUGAUGGACCCGCUCACCAGCAUAGAUGCAGAGAUUAUGGAGAAGCAAGUCAAUGACUGCUUCAAGAUCAUGCAUAAAUCUGCCAAGAUCUUUCAGGAAGUACCUGCCGUGCUUCAAGUUGCAGCCCAGACCAAACAAGCUAUCGAGCUGUUUAAGCCUUACAUUCCUCUGAUACAAGGGUUGCGAAACCCUGGCAUGCGGAUGCGCCACUGGGAGCAGUUGUCUGAAGCUCUGGGUUUCAAAAUUCUACCCAAGCCAACUCUGACCUUCAGUAAGUGCCUGGAGAUGGGAUUGCAGACGCACACUGCUGUCAUUGCCAAGGUUGGGGAGGUGGCUGGAAAAGAAUACUCAAUCGAACAGGCACUGGACAAGAUGGAAGCCGAGUGGGAACCAAUAGAGUUUGAGGUAUCGGCGUACAAGGAGACAGGCACCUACAUCCUGCACAGCUCUGAGGAGUCUUCUCAGCUGCUGGACGAUCACAUUGUUAUGACGCAGAGCAUGAGUUUCUCCCCGUACAAGAAGCCCUUCGAGGAGAGAAUUAUCGUGUGGGAGGAGAAGCUGAGAAAGACGCAGGACGUGACAGAUGAGUGGCUGGCGUGCCAGCGUUCGUGGCUCUACCUGGAACCCAUAUUUAGUUCCGAUGACAUCAAUCGACAACUGCCUGUUGAGAGCAAACGAUACCAGACGAUGGAGCGCAUGUGGAGGAAGGUGAUGAAGAUGGCCAGGGAUAACUCUCAGGUGAUAACUCUCUGUCCGAACGACUACCUGCUCGACAGUCUACGUGAAUCCAACAAGCUGCUGGAUCAGGUGCAAAAGGGACUCAGCGAAUACCUGGAGACGAAGAGGACAGCUUUCCCACGAUUCUACUUCCUCUCCGACGACGAGCUCCUUGAGAUAUUGUCACAGACAAAAGAUCCUAAGGCUGUGCAACCUCACCUGCGAAAGUGUUUCGAAAAUAUUGCCAAGCUAAGGUUCGAGGAUGACCUGAGGAUUAGUGUGAUGUACUCCGGCGAAGGAGAGGAGGUGCCCUUCUCUGAGAGCCUCUAUCCUACGGGCAACGUCGAGGACUGGCUGCUGGAGGUGGAGCGUGUCAUGAAGGAAUCACUACGCAGCAUCCUCGAGCGCUCCCUGAAUGUCUACGCAGAGGCAAGUAGCACGCACCCGCUUCCAUCCCCUCCUCCAUCACUUUCAUUUCGUUUCCAUUCGUAUUCUAAUCUGCAUUUUCUUCGCGUUGCUUCGUCGCUGCGCCUGCUCGACGUUGCUGCUACUGCUGCUGCUGCUGCUGUGCGUCCGUCUGUGCUCCGGCAGUUGGACGAUCUGCGGGAGCUGGUGCGUGGCGACCUCAGCCGCCUCGAGCGCAUGAUAUUGUCAGCGCUCAUCGUCAUCGAGGUGCAUGCGCGCGACGUGCUCGCCCGCAUGCUCACCGAACACGUGAACAGCAUCAACGACUUCGAGUGGAUCAGCCAGCUCAGGUACUACUGGACAAGUGAUAAUCUGUACGCACGUGCAGUCAACUCUGAGUUCCUAUACGGUUAUGAGUACCUGGGCAACACUGGCCGAUUGGUCAUCACUCCGCUUACUGACCGCUGCUACCUGACCUUGACGGGUGCCCUUCACCUUAUGUUUGGCGGUGCUCCUGCUGGCCCAGCUGGAACCGGAAAGACAGAGACAACCAAAGAUCUUGCAAAGGCCAUAGCUAUUCAGUGUGUAGUGUUCAAUUGCUCUGACCAGUUAGACUUCAUGGCUAUGGGAAAAUUCCUCAAAGGAUUGGCAAGGGUGUCAAUAAGGCUCUAUGCCAUUCUUUGUAUCAGUGACUUCAGGGCACUGUUUCGUCCCGUGGCUAUGAUGGUGCCAGACUAUGCACUCAUCGCUGAGAUCAGCCUGUUCUCCUUCGGCUUCUCCGAUGCGAAAGCUCUAGCCAAAAAGAUUACCAGCACGUUCAAGCUAUCAUCAGAGCAGUUAUCCUCGCAGGACCACUACGAUUUCGGCAUGAGAGCGGUGAAGACUGUCAUUUCUGCAGCCGGAAAUCUAAAGCGGGAAAAUCCACAAAUGGACGAGGAACUGAUUGUCUUGAGAGCCAUUAGGGACGUGAACGUGCCCAAGUUCCUACAGGAUGACCUGAAGCUGUUUAACGGCAUCGUUUCAGACCUAUUCCCGAAGAUCAAAGAAGAAGAUAUCGAUUAUGGCGACCUGAUGUCAUCUAUCCGCAGCAGCUGCGUCGAGCUUGGUCUCAAGGACGUGGAUGGUUUUGUGACAAAGUGCAUUCAGCUGUACGAGACGACGGUCGUGCGUCACGGAUUGAUGCUGGUCGGACCGACCGGAUCCGGGAAGACACGGGUGAGUGGCAUGUAG